Messenger RNA from Paraphaeosphaeria sporulosa, 2251 nucleotides. RefSeq lists its product as uncharacterized. Lineage: Eukaryota; Fungi; Ascomycota; Dothideomycetes; Pleosporales; Didymosphaeriaceae. Bases 253 to 1794 code for a protein of 513 amino acids. The record is from RefSeq and is a predicted model, not a curated record. The transcript is spliced from 5 exons.
UCAAUUAAUCUCUCGCUCUCUCUCUCUCUAUCUCUCUCACUUUCUUACCCACCCUUGAAACCCCAACUAAGCGCUCGUCGACAGCCUUCUCUUUCCUGCCGUCCCCGCUUCAAAUUGUCUCACGUCGCGGGGUUUGGCCUACCGCGGGCUGGCUUAGGUUUCUUUUACUAUAACGCGCAGCUCGAUUAGAGUACUUCUUUUCCAACCACCACCCCGAGGUCUCCUCCUCAAUCCUCCAACAGACAACGAUCCAUGAAGUCCCUGCUCACCAGUAACGUCACCAUGAUCUCCAACGAGCGCAACGCGACUUCUCAAUCAACAACCAGCGAGGAAUCCGUACCGCUCGCGAAACGUCGUCGUAUCGAGGUGCCAACUAAAGCUGAGUCCGAAAAUGACAUGCACUUGUCCACGCCACUGUCCCAGGGCUACAACAUGGACAAUGCGCCUCAGCUACACGGAGCCGGAGUUCACGCUCAUCACCAAGCGAUGUCAUCCGAUUCCGACUAUCCUAAAGCAAAAGAGGAAUCCAAGCAAGACUUCGCGCUCGAUAUGCUUCAAAGCCCCAAUAUAAUCAUCACCAUCGAGUGUGGAGUCGACCUUGAAACGCACUACCAUAUUCCCCUGUUCGUCCUUUCCGCCGAAAGCCAGAAACAAAUUGAGAUCUUCUGCCAAGCUGAAGGACUACGCAAGGGCUAUGUGGGUGUCAAGGCACUGCGAAAGCGUGUGAAGGCCCUGUAUCCCCUGCUGGAACUUCAUGCGCCACACAUCAGACACACGGACAGAUGUCGGGAGAAGGCCAUGGCGCUCAUCCUGGAAGCUCUUAAUGACUUCCCCAUUCCAAUGUACCAAGCCGGCGUUGCAAAGAGACUCGCUGAAGCAACGAAUUCUGUGUUCUGCAAGAAUGACCUCUGGACCAAGCCCCCCGGCAAGAAGCUCGAUAAGGGACUUCAUCCCAUGAACGACAUUAAGGGUCGCCUCCACCACCUCCAAGACAUCGCCGUCUACACUGUACUCGAGCGCCUGGACGUGUACCUCCAUGAUCUCAAAGGCUUAGAGAAGGAAGAAGCCUCUAAGAGCGCCGUCAAAGCCGCCGCUCAGCAACGCAUCAUCCUCCCAUCCGAAGAUCCUGCAACGGUGGAAGUCCUGGUUGAGUGGCUCUACAAGUCUAAGUCCACCCUUACCUUCACAUCCGUCACGCACCUCUACGCCAUCCACUCUCUAGCCGACAAACUAGGCAUCACCCAUCUCGCAGCCGAGUGCAUGGCCCUCCUGACCUCCGCGACCAGCCGCAUCCUCCGUCGAGCGAAAAGCGAGGGCGUGACGCUCAAAGACCUGCUAGACGUGUGCACGCGAGGCUCCGCACACCAGCAAUCCCACGACCGCGAGCCAGACGCACACUCGGACACAGACCUGCUCUCCUCCCCCCGCGUAGUCGGCGAAGUCUUCAAAAUAGCCCUGCGGACCCCUGACCCCCCGCUCGUGCUGCAGGAUCUCGUCGCCAAUGCGAUCGCCGAGAGCGAGGACACGGCGCUGCUCAACCAGCUGCUGCCGACCAUGAACCUCGAGAUGAGAGGCAACGUCACCGUGGCGAUGCUGCACAACAUAAAGUCGAAGCGGGAGCCGUCCCAUCCGCAAGCCCACUCCACUGCCUCGAGAAGCGCGUCGGUCAAGCCCGAGACAUCGCACGAGAAAUCUCAACGCCAGGAUGUGAAGCAGGAACGGGUCUCCGUCCACGGCCCAACAAACAAGACGGAGAUGUGCAACGAGGAAGCCGACACUCCCGCCGCAACUUGAGCAGCUGGAGAGUACGCAGUCCAAUAUCCACAGACUCUCUUCACAACAUCCUCAAGCUCUCCUACUUGCGCAUACCCACCGCCCGAUAACCACGCAAGGCAGCGCGACGUGGUCCUGUCUUACCCACCCCGCAACCACAAAGGCGCAGAAUAUCGAGACUCAGUACGGCAGCGCGGCAAUGCUCUGAGAGCAAACGAAACUCUUCUUCCGGCUUAAAUCGCCUGCCCUCUUUGGGUCCUCUUUUCCGGGAUGUUAAUCAGGAGGUUCGGCAUGGUACGGCAGGCUUGCCCUUCUUUUCUUUGUCCACUACUCUAGACUCAGGCGAAGCACGACCAUCCCGCAUGCCUCAUUACAGUUUUUGUUAUACAGAUAUCUCUAUUCCAUCGAUCACCUUCCCAAGUAGACUUGUCCAGAGCCAAGUGUGAUGCCAUUCAGGUUGUGAAAACCCACGGAUUUC